Messenger RNA from Batrachochytrium dendrobatidis JAM81, 3483 nucleotides. RefSeq lists its product as uncharacterized. The record is from RefSeq and is a predicted model, not a curated record. The transcript has 4 exons. Gene Ontology annotation, cellular component: meiotic nuclear membrane microtubule tethering complex; nuclear envelope. NCBI's taxonomy places the organism in Eukaryota, Fungi, Chytridiomycota, Chytridiomycetes, Rhizophydiales. Gene Ontology annotation, molecular function: protein-membrane adaptor activity. Bases 1 to 3465 code for a protein of 1154 amino acids.
AUGGGCACUCCAGCUGCAGAUUCGGGUGAAGUAUCUGGUACUGACUUGAGUGAUACUCUUGAUUCAACUAGCGGUGUCAGGCGUAGUAAAAGAGCCCAUCGAAAUAUUAAUUAUUCGCCCAUAAGAACUGCAUCACCAAGUAAACGCAUCGGUCAUCCCGCUGCCAAUCAUGAAUCGUCAAUUUCCGUAAAUACUAUUCGCAGAACGAGUAUUUCCAGCACGGCCAGUGACUGUAGCAGGUCAAGUAGAACGAGCAGAGCGACUCAUGUCACAUCAAUUAGUUCAAAUAAUACGCUCAGUCCCAUUACCACUCCUACAGCUCGCUCCUACUCUCAUCGCAACGUGCUCUUUUCUACUCCACAGGAUCCAAUCUUGUCACCAUCAGAUUCCGUCCUGAUUAAACCCGACACCACUGAACAGCCUACAUCUGCAUGGAAUCAUCCUUUUCGCUCCACCAACAAUGGUAUUGACUCUGGACAUGAAAUCAACUCAACCAAGAGUUUCUCGUCUACUGAAUCUACUAAACGCACUCCAACUAAACCUAAAAUUGCUCGACACAAAAUGGCAAAGUCAAAUCCUGCGGCGUCGGAUUCUGAGCUCGAUAAUGACCUCAUUCCAAAAACACCAAACAGCUCACAACUCAAUCCAUCCAAGACUCCCGAAUCGUUUGUUGAAAUCACUCCUUCUAAAUUUUCAUUGACUUCUUUUUUUUCUCCAUUCAGAUCUCCUAUGAAUCUAAAGCAUAUCUUGGAGAAUGUUGGUAUGACACCUAGAACCCAUAAACGUAAAGUUGCAAAGUCGUGGCUGGGCCGUAUGGCAACGUCUUCUGAUCAAAUAGAAGUCGAGUAUGAAUCAGAUCUUUGUGACAAGUCGGAUGAUGAGUUGGGUGAAAAUCGCAUUUUAUUCCCCGAUAUAUUUGCAGAAGAGGCUGUGAUUGAAGAGCCUGGACCGCUAUUGAGGUUCAUCGAUUGGUUGAGCGAUUUCUACAUUGUUCAACUUGUUAUUCCUAUUUUUUCAUGGAUCGCCUCCAUCAUUGCACUACUGAUAUGGGGUGUAUGCACGCUUAUGUGGAACAUUGUCUAUUAUCUAUGUGGAAAACCACUUGGCUUUAUUGGAUGGACAUUUCUACGUGUUGCUGGGUUUAUUUUUUUUACCACGUUCCGAGUCCUUGGUUAUCAUCGCAACAUGUGUGUUGCUGGAUUACUGUGUGGGCUUGGCGUGUAUUUAUUAACUACUAAACCGGGCCACAGCAUUGAUCUCCUUGCUUCGCUAGAUCCAGUAAACCAAUCACCUCAGCUACAGUCCAUGUUUACACCAAAUAUAUCCAUGAUUUUCGAGCAUCUUCGGUCAACAUUCGCUUCCACUGAAACUGAACAUAUUGAAAUCAACUCACAAGAUACCCAGAGUAAUACAGAUUCUCGCCCAGAAUCCAACUGGAAGUCUCAAAAACAGCUUGUUAUGCUUGAAAAGCGUGUUGCCACUGUCGAAAAGAAACUACUUUUAGUAACGCAAGGUCUAGUUGAGGUGGCAGGCGAUAUGAAAUCUCAGCAUUCUCGAUUAGAAAAAUCAAUUGAACAUACCAUUGCUGGACAAGAUUCAUUGAAAGAUACGCUUUCUGCACAGAUUGCAGAUGUAACGAAGCAAAUAUUUGAUUUGCGCAACACAUUGGAUGCUUUGCAUGACGCCACAGAAAAAACAACCAUUGAACAGAGUGCAUAUAUCAAACACUUGCAUGACUCGCUUGAAAUACACAAAUCAAGUAUUGUUGAGCUGGAAAAGCAGAUUCAUGAAGAUGUGCAAAAUUUGAGUGUUUCAAACGAGGUGUCCAAAGGUUUGGCUGAAAAGCUGAGCACAUUAUCUGAAACUGUAACACGACUCGGUCAACAGCUUGAAGCCUAUGGUAGUGUAGAUGAUGUUGUCAAACGGGUGAUGGAUACUAUUCGAACCAGUACAGACUUUCCUGGAUUCAUUGCUGCUACUAAAUCUUCUGAAACCUCAGAGAUUGAACUACCGCCAGAACUUUGGAAAGCCAUCGAGUCAAAACUGAAUAUGUUUGGUGAUAAAGACCAAACGAUUGAUGUUUCCAACACUGCCGAAGCACGAUUAAAAACGUUCAUCUUGGCUCAAAUUGAUGACAUUCGUGUCACGUAUGCCACUAAUGCAGAUGUUGAUGUACGCAUACGUAUGGCUUUGAAGGAUGCCAUUAAGGAUUAUACUCAAAGUGGACAAAACGAUGCAUCGCUAGCUGCUCGUGUAGAUUUGAAAAUGGACGAGGUCAAGGCAUUACUACAGACCAAGGUUGAAGAACUGAACAAACUGGAGCAAGAGACUCGCGAAAAGUUGCAAGGUGCCUUUAGUGGUACAAAAAAAGAGUACACACAGCUAGAUCUGCAUUUGAAAACAUUAACCGAACAAAUUGCAUCUCACACUACUUCCCUGAAAGAAGUCAUGAGUGAGCAAGAUCGACUUGGAGUAUUUUACGAUAAUCAAAAGCGUGAAUUUGAGCUCAUCAAGACUACUGUUGAUACAUCCACCCACUGGCACAAUUUUCUUGAGCAAAAUCGACAGGCCCUUUCAACUAUCAUACAUGAGCAGGUUGAUACUCAUCCCAACUCACACAUCAUUCUCACACAAGAGCAAACACUUUCAGCCAUAGAGGUCAAGCUUGAGAGCAUCGUAUCAAAGUCUAGCCAAGAUAUGGCGAUCAUUAUGAAUCGCUUGGAGAGUCUGGACUCUGUAUCGUCGUCCUAUGCGCAUCUAAAAGGAGAUGCUCCACUUUCGCGAGAUGCCACAGAGUCUCUCAUACAUCGCAUUGUAGCUUCUGCUUUGGAAGAAUAUCGAGCGGAUGUGUUGGCUAUACCCGACUACGCUUUGGAAAGUGCAGGCGCUCGCGUAGUUUAUAAUCUAACCUCUUCAACAUUCACUACUCAUUUCAAGCCACCUGUGCUGGGUUUAUUUGCACGAGUAAUGGGUAUUCGUAAAGCCAGUGGACGGUCUCCGUCAACCGCUUUGACCCAGGAUAUUUCUCCGGGUAAUUGUUGGGCCAUGUCAGACUCGAGCGGCACGUUGGCGAUAUCCCUUGCCGAGCCCAUCAUACCAACUGAUAUGACCAUUGAGCAUUCUCAUAUCCAAACGUCCAUUAGUGACCGACACACAUCAGCUCCACGCCAAAUCGAACUUUGGGCAGUCUUUGAUGCUGUAGAAUUUGCUAAACUUGAUCUAAACAACAAUCAGGUCAGACUACAAACACUCGGCACUUUGUCAUCAUCAAACAAAAAAACACAACCAGCUGGAAUUCUCCUAGGAGACUUUGAAUUCAAUCCAAUGACGGCUGCAUUGAAAACUUAUCCUUUACAUCGGAUUUUAAACAUCAAAGUCAAUAUGGUUGUUGUGCGCAUUAAAAAUAACUGGGGAAAUCCCAAAUGGACAUGUAUUUAUCGCGUGCGUAUCCAUGGUCGUGAAUAAAGUCGCAUUUUAAACUAA